Molecule: messenger RNA, 372 nt
Organism: Colletotrichum graminicola M1.001
Lineage: Eukaryota; Fungi; Ascomycota; Sordariomycetes; Glomerellales; Glomerellaceae
Exons: 2
Coding region: 1-372 (123 amino acids)
Source: RefSeq, a predicted model, not a curated record
AUGUCAGCAACGGUCACGGAGAACCCUGUCACAUCGACGAUCCAGCAAGACUACUUACACGACUACCAAAUUCGCCUCACGGGGGGGAUCGAGGAAGCAUUCGCCCGACGCAACGAGGACGCGCCGGCGCCAGCGGCCGAGUACCCGCCCGGAUGGUACGACCAGCAUCGUCAGGUUCCUCCUUAUAGACCCGUGAACAGGAAUUUGGACCUCGCGGACAGGCCGUGGGGUUCGAACGGCAUCGAGUCGACAUUCGUAUAUCUCAUGAUGAACGGCUGCUGGCUUCAAGGGAUUGCUAGCUGGCUCUGGAGGGGAACGGGCGAGAGAGUUAACAAGAGCUUUUUCAGAGCCAAAGUUGGUGGUGAGAUUUGA